AUUAAUCAUUCAUCAUCUCUGUCCUCCCCUGGAGAGGAGACACUCAGCUGACACAGAGGAGACACAUCCACACAUGGAACACUCAGCAACACACUGGAUCCAUCUGGAGAGACUUCAGUCCCACACGAUCCAUCCCUGUGACAUGUGGAACAACACGACAAGGGGAAAGUGAAGAGUGUCAGUGUUGGAUCCAUCCCGCCUCUUUUACGCACCAUGCUCCCCGCAGUGGAGGCGGCCAAGAUCUACCACACCAACUACGUGCGUAACUCGCGCGCCAUGGGCGUGCUGUGGACGGUGUUCACCAUCACCUUCGCCGUCAUCACCGUGGUGGUGUUCAUCCAGCCGUACUGGAUCGGGGACAGCGUGAACACGCCGCAGGCCGGGUACUUCGGCCUCUUCCACUACUGCAUCGGGAACGCGCUCACCUCGGAGCUCACGUGCAAAGGGAGCGCGCUGGACUUCGGCUCCAUCCCGUCCGGCGCCUUCAAGACGGCCAUGUUCUUCGUGGGCAUCUCCAUGCUGCUGGUGGUGGGCAGCAUCGUCUGCUUCAGCCUCUUCUUCUUCUGCAACGCGGGCAGCGUGUACAAGAUCUGCGCCUGGAUGCAGCUGGCCUCCAGUACCUGCAUGGUGAUUGGAUGCAUGAUCUAUCCUGACGGCUGGGACUCGGAGGCGGUGAAGCGAAUGUGCGGCCAGCGGACCGACAAAUACACCUUGGGCAACUGCACGGUGCGCUGGGCGUACAUCCUGGCCAUCAUCAGCAUCAUGGACUCGCUCGCCCUCUCCUUCCUGGCCUUCAGCCUGGGCAACAGGCAGGACAAGCUGCUGCCCGAGGACUUCCAGGUGGAGGGGAAAGAUAAUGCAUAGACGCAGAGACCACCGACGAGACAGAAACUGCUGACUCGGGAUUCAAAAGUCUUUUGAUCGUUUUUUAAAACUCAAAAUGUGUCAAUUUUGUUCUCAACCGUUUGUCAACAGACAUUUGAAAUCAUGAUCAGUCACCGGCUUCCUCUUGCUCCAGCUUCACAUUAUCUAUAUGGCUUUUUAAAAAGGUAAAAAUAUUUCACAUAUUCAAUGUGCGAAUAUGUCAACGGAGCUUCCAGUUAUAAAUUAUAAAUAUAAAGCUGCUCCUGACUAUUGAAUUCAUUAUUUUCAUUCAUGUGGCUUUUUCUGAGACGUCAUUUGAAAUGUGAGAAUGAACAUGCUAAUUGUCAUUUAUAACCAUUAAUCUGAACAUGUUUCAUUUUUCAAUGACUUCACAAACAUCCCAUGUUUUGAUGGGACAUGUUUCCAAAAACAUGUUUCAACACAUCUUUAAAAUAAACUUUUUAUCACAAUAUGA
Molecule: messenger RNA, 1339 nt
Organism: Hippoglossus stenolepis (Pacific halibut)
Lineage: Eukaryota; Metazoa; Chordata; Actinopteri; Pleuronectiformes; Pleuronectidae
Gene: lhfpl5a
Product: LHFPL tetraspan subfamily member 5a
Exons: 3
Coding region: 214-864 (216 amino acids)
Biological process (GO): sensory perception of sound; detection of mechanical stimulus involved in sensory perception
Cellular component (GO): plasma membrane
Source: RefSeq, a predicted model, not a curated record